Messenger RNA from Cyprinodon tularosa, 2127 nucleotides. It is a transcript of the gene mad1l1, whose product is annotated as mitotic arrest deficient 1 like 1. Gene Ontology annotation, biological process: mitotic spindle assembly checkpoint signaling; attachment of mitotic spindle microtubules to kinetochore. The transcript has 17 exons. Bases 61 to 2127 code for a protein of 688 amino acids. Gene Ontology annotation, cellular component: nuclear envelope; mitotic spindle; kinetochore. NCBI's taxonomy places the organism in Eukaryota, Metazoa, Chordata, Actinopteri, Cyprinodontiformes, Cyprinodontidae. The record is from RefSeq and is a predicted model, not a curated record.
CUUUAAGCCACAUGCUUUCUGCCUCUAAUUAGUGCACCUCGGCCUCAGGGACCCUUUAAAAUGGAUCUAGAAGAUGACACCACUAUCCUAACAACCUUAAAGUCCUUUAAUACUUUCAUCAGUCGCCCUGAACAUUCACAGCGUCCAUCUGAGCAGUCACGGAGCGGGACCUUGCAGUCUCACUACAAACGCAGCUUAGAGUUUUUGGAAGCAGCAGAGAGGGUUCAGUCUCAGCACCGCUACCUUCAGCUGGACCAAGAGAAGAAACAGAUGGAGCUGAGUCACAAAAGAGCUCGUUUUGAACUGGAGAAGGCAGCUUGUGACAACGCUCGGGAUUUGGAGCAUGAAGUGGACCGUAACCAAGGACUUUUAGGGCAAAUAAAAAAGUUGGAGGAGAGAGAGAAAGAAGCAACGAAAAACCUCUCAGAGCAGUUGGAAGAAAACUCUUCUCUCCGCAAGAACCUGGAUGGGCUGAAGAAAAGGCUGGAUGAGCGAGAUACUAAACUGUCUACAGCCAACCAGACCAUCACUGCUUUAAAGGAUGAGAUUAGAGAUCUAAGGCAGAAGAUUCAAAACCAAGACUCAAGCAUUUCCUCCCAAACACUGGAAAACCAGGAGCUACAAGAACAGCUGGAUUUACAGCGCAGAAAGUAUCAAGAAGCUUCUCAACUUUGCCAAACUCUCCAAGCUGCACAGUCCUCAUGCUCAGAGCAUAUAAUCAAGAUUAAGGAGCUGGAGAGACGGCUUGCCCUGCAGGAACAAGAUAUGGCUAUUGUGAAAAUUAUUCAGUCUGAGGCGGCAAGAGUUCCAGAUUUGGAAAAGGAGCUUAAAUAUGUCAAGGAAGAAAACUCUUUCCUCAGGGAGAGUAGAGAAAAUUGUAGCCUGUUGAAAGAAGAGGUGGAAGGGCUGAGGAAAAAGCUGAAGAGAAUGGAGAAAAACAAAGAGGAGCUGGUCAAUAUAGAAUUGGAGAAAGAGAAACUGGCUGAGAAGCUCCAGACCUGGGAAAACAUUGGACUGUCUACAGGACUUGACAUAAGGAAACCAGAGGAUCUGUCCAGGGAGGUGAUUCAGAUCCAACAGAGAGAAAUUGCUCUGAAAGAGCAGAGCUGCACACUCAGCAGCCGUGUGAGAAGUUUGGAGCGAUCCCUGUCUGACCUACAAGCAGAGCUGACCCAGCAGUGCAGCAAGGCUCUGGAGGAGCAGAAGAAGAGAGAGGCUCAAGAUUCUCUCGUCCGACGUCUCCAAAAACGAGUACUUUUGUUAACCAAGGAGCGUGAUGGCAUGCGUGCUAUAUUGGAAUCUUAUGACAGUGAACUGGCAUCAAAUGAGUACUCUCCUCAACUCAGCAAACGAGUCAGAGAAGCAGAAGAAGUUAUGCAGAGGACACAAACUUACAAUACAGAGAUGGAGGCGCAGCUUACCAAGGCACAAGAGGAGACAGGGGAACUGAAACUAAAGCUACAGAAAGUGGAGUUUGAAUUGGACAAUGUAAAGAAGGAGCUGACCUCUGCAGCUGACGGCAGCUCUUUAGUGAACAAAGAAGAGGUCAACAUACUGAGGCAAAAAAUUGAGGACUUAGAGAAGGAGAGACAGCGUUUGGAGGAGCAGAAUAAUAUUUUGGAAAUGAGGCUGGAGAGACACAACCUGAAGGGAGACUAUGAUCCUGUCAAGACCCGGGUCCUCCAUCUCAAGAUGAAUCCCGCCAGGGAGGGCAAGCAGCAGCGUCAGCAGGAAGUGGAGGCUCUUCGAGAGGAAUUAACUCGUCUUAGGGAACUUGUGCGUUCCUUCCAGGAAGGAGGAAUGGUCUCAGAUGAGUCCAGCAGUCAUAAUCCUGGUCUGAGUUUCAGUUUGCCCCCAUCCAAAGAAGUGCUGGAGUUACGUAAGCAGGUGGAGAGCUCCGAGCUGAAGAACCAGAGGCUAAAGGAAGUGUUUCAAAAAAAGAUUCAAGAGUUCCGCACAGUCUGCUACGUCCUGACUGGUUACCAGAUAGACCUCACCACCGAGAACCAGUACAGGCUCACCUCAGUCUAUGCAGAACACAUGCAUGACUCUCUACUCUUCAAAAAGGUAUGCAAAAUUACAGUGCAAACUGAGUCCAUAAUCAAGCUAACAUUUUAUUAUCACUGA